CUCCAACGUGUUUGGUUUCCCUAUAUAUAUGUAUGUAUAACCUUUGUAGUUAGAAGCCAAAAGUCUUAUUAUCACACUAUUUGUCGUCUUUUUCUGAUCUGAAUAUUUUUGUAAAUUCACAUUUUUCCGGCGAGAAAAUGGCGACGGAUGUGGAGGUGGUGCAACAUGGUACGGCGGAGAUUAAUGGAUGUUGCAAAAAAGGACCUGGUUAUGCUUCUCCACUUGAAGCUAUGGCUGGUCCUAAAGAAUCUUUAAUUUAUGUCACCUGUAUUUAUACUGGAACAGGAAGGGGAAAACCUGACUACUUAGCUACAGUAGAUGUAGAUCCUAAUUCACCAGCUUAUUCCAAAGUAAUCCAUAGGCUGUCUAUGCCUUAUGAGGGUGAUGAACUACAUCAUUCUGGUUGGAAUUCUUGCAGUUCUUGUUAUCGUGAUCCUUCAGCUGCUCGACGAUAUCUCGUCCUGCCUUCACUUAUAUCAGGACGCAUUUAUGCAAUCGACACGCUAAAGGAUCCACGGGCUCCCAGUUUGUAUAAAGUUGUUCAACCAGAUGAUGUGAUCCAAAAGACAGGAUUAGCGUUCCCUCACACCGCUCACUGCCUUGCUUCUGGUGAGAUACUGGUGUCAUGUCUCGGAGACAAAGAUGGAAAGGCUGAGGGGAGCGGAUUUCUUCUUCUUGAUUCAGAUUUUAACGUGAAAGGAAGAUGGGAAAAACCAGGGCAUAGUCCGCUCUUUGGUUAUGACUUCUGGUACCAGCCUCGACAUAACACCAUGAUCAGUUCCUCUUGGGGAGCUCCAUCCGCUUUCACGAAAGGUUUCAACCUCCAGCAUGUUACUGAUGGGCUUUAUGGUCGGCAUUUGCAUGUCUACACAUGGCCUGGUGGUGAACUAAAACAGACAUUGGAUCUUGGAAACACAGGGCUCCUGCCUCUAGAGGUAAGGUUCUUGCAUAAUCCAUCUGAAGCAAUUGGAUAUGUGGGGUGUGCUUUGACAAGUAACAUGGUGCGAUUUUUCAAGAAUCCAGAUGGCUCGUGGGGUCAUGAGAUAGCAAUCGCUGUAAAACCGGUGAAGGUGCAGAACUGGAUUCUUCCGGAAAUGCCUGGUCUUAUUACCGACUUUCUGAUCUCUCUUGACGAUCGUUUUCUAUACCUGGCAAACUGGCUACAUGGUGACAUUAGACAGUACAAUAUCGAAGAUCCUGCCAAUCCUAAGUUGACUGGCCAAGUAUUUGUUGGAGGAGUGUUUCAAAAAGGAAACUCUGUACUUGCUGAGGCUGAAGAUGGUUCAACAUACCAAGUGGAUGUCCCAGACGUCCAGGGACACCGAUUGAGAGGGGGACCUCAGAUGAUACAGUUGAGUCUAGACGGGAAGCGUUUGUACGCGACAAACUCGUUGUUUAGUACAUGGGACCGUCAAUUCUACCCCGAGCUAUUGGAGAAAGGAGGUCACAUAUUACAAAUCGACGUUGACACUGAGAAAGGUGGCCUUGCUAUAAACCCGAGAUUUUUCGUUGAUUUCGGAGCAGAACCUGAUGGUCCAUCCUUAGCUCAUGAAAUGAGGUAUCCUGGUGGUGACUGCACUUCUGAUAUUUGGAUAUAAGUGGCUAAAAUCUGAUCAAGAAUAAAGUCUGGUGACUCUGGUCCCAUGUUGUUACAUUAGCUACUGAAUGUCCAAUGUAUUCUAUUAGUGAAACAUAUGUCUGUAUUGUACCUUAUAACGACACUUCAAUAAUUUUAGCUUGCUCUUGUCCUUUCAAAUUUGCUCCUCUUGUUCCUCA
Nicotiana attenuata is the source of this 1776-nucleotide messenger RNA. RefSeq names its product selenium-binding protein 1-like. The record is from RefSeq and is a predicted model, not a curated record. Bases 138 to 1598 code for a protein of 486 amino acids. Gene Ontology annotation, molecular function: selenium binding. Lineage: Eukaryota; Viridiplantae; Streptophyta; Magnoliopsida; Solanales; Solanaceae. The transcript is spliced from 6 exons.